AUGGCGACAAACUUUGACAUGAACAAUAUGACCGUUGAACAACUUAUGGCGCUUAGUGAGAUAAUUGAUGAUAGCGACUAUGAGGAAAGUUUUGAGGAUGAAGUGGAGAGAAUAUCUGAGGAUAAGUUUUAUCGAGUUGCACCUAAGGAUAAGGGCAAAGAUCCCUUUGAAGGAGAAAGACAAUUCAUAGAUGAAGGUGACCGUUCUACAGACCCAAAAAGACCAAGGAGACUCCCACUAAACUACAAGGGUAAGAGGGGAAUAAUGCCGACAUGGAAAUAUUCCGAGAGACAGAAGGCAAAGGCUUUACUAGUCGAGGAGGCGUAUCAGAGCUUACUUAGUAGAGGAGUUGAAGGUCUACCACCAACAAUGGGAGGUAGAUGGAGAACGGAUGAUCCUCAGGUAAAUGCGGAGAUGAAGAGGUUAGAGAACCUUAGGAACCCCAAGCGUCCAAGAGGCAGACCACCAAAGGCCAAGGCUGACGGUGCUGUUAAGGCUCCCCGAGGACGACCACAAAAGGUUAAGUCCGACGCUGAGGUUGUGAUUCCAAAGAGACGUGGAAGACCACCAAAGGUUAAGUCUGACGCUGAUGUUGUGAUUCCAAAGAAACGUGGAAGACCACCAAAGGUUAAGGUAGCUGAAACACCAAAACCUAAGGUCAAAAGACAGACUGUCGCGGAGAGGUUCAUAAGUCAAAACCGAAUAAAACUCUCGAUUCCUGCGGAUAGUGUGAUAACUCAAGUGGGACCAGGUAAGUUCACGGUGACUGUGGAUCUUAGUAAGAAACCAACACGGAAAGCUCCUGAGGUACCGAAGGGUGUGGUUCCAUGGAAACCUGUUCCUAAGCCUAGAACUGUGAUCCCUAAGGAAAGACCUGUUCCUAAACCUAGAACUGUAUUCCCUAAGGAAAGACCAGUUCCCAAACCUAGGACUAAAAAGCCAGUGCCUCCUCCAAAGUUAAGGAAGUCUGAGAAGGUAACUAAGGAAGUCGGGGAACAGCCAGUAGUGGUCUCACCAGAGAAACAUGAAAUUGAUCCUUUUGGAACAUACCUUGAGAAGCCAUCCUAUAGGAAAAUAGAAACUGCCGCAAAUGGAGCAGCUGUGACUUACUCGAUAACUCCAAAUUAUAUGGAUCCCCUGGACCAGAUGACCGCAAGUAGGCAGGUGGUGAGGGGAGUACUAGUGAACGAGUUGAAGAGAAUGGGAGGGCUGAAAUAUACGGAAACCAUCAAGGUAAGAAUGUCGAAGGAAAUUGGAAAUGACAAAACAAAGAAGGAUUCAAUAUACUUCAAAUCAAAAACAGGAACUGCAACCAACUUCGAGGAUAUCGAAAGCACUGCAGCCCAAAACCAACUGACAAUCUUAUCUAGAAUUGAAACCUUCCAGAACUUAGGUUCAAAUUGGAUUAUCCUAAACAUUGAAAGCCACUACGUUAAUAUUGCGAUGUAUAAACCUCUAAAGGGAAGUUCUUAUAUGAAAUUACCCGCAGACAUUAGCAAUCCAAAAUGUGGUUUAAUUAACAUGAAAAACAACGACGAGAAAUGUUUUAUGUGGAGUCAUGUAAGACAUGUAAGACCAAAGGCUAGGAGAGCAACCACCAUAACACGACAGGACAUAGAGUUCGCGGAAAACCUAGAUUAUGAGGGAAUAGACUUCCCCGUGAAAAUAAGCGAUAUUGAUAAAAUUGAGAGGAAGAACUCAAUAAGCAUAUCAGUGUUUGGUUAUAAGGGUAAGAAGCAGUUCUAUCCAAUUAGAAACUCCAAAACAAAAUAUGACGAGCAUAUGGAGCUGCUGCUGUUAGGUGACAAUGAAGGUGGUAACCAUUACGUUCUAAUAAAGGAUGUAAAUAGAAUGCUCUUUAGUGUUAGCGGAAACUCGAACAAGAAACACUUCUGCCUACACUGCCUCCAUAGUUGCGUCAGUGAAGAAUCAUUGAAGAAACAUAGUGAAACGUGUAUUGAGGUAAAUGGAACUCAGGCCACAAAGCUUCCAAGUGAGGGUACAAAAAUAAAGUUUAAAAAUCACAGGAACUCGAUGCCCGCACCCUUUGUGAUCUAUGCUGACUUUGAGUCUAUGCUAGUUCCUGAGGAGAGAAAAGUUGACUCUGAAGACACUGAGGAAAAGAGUACAACAGAACUUUACCAAACACAUAAAGCUUGUAGUUUCGGGUUGAAAACGGUGUGCCACUAUGAUGAUCAGUACUCCGGUGAAUACGUAAGCUACGUUGGUGAAGACGCUACAGAGGUCUUUUUGAAGACCGUACUGAAGGAGUCCAUUAAGUGCAGAGAGAUGGUAAAUAAAAUCUUCAAGAAAAAGAUGGUAAUCACACCAGAGCAAGAAGCUGAGUUCUGGAUGACAAGGAACUGCUCCAUAUGUGGCAACGACUUAGGUGAUGAUAGAGUGAGAGACCACGACCACGUAACUGGACUGUACCGUGGAGCUGCCCAUAAUAUGUGCAACCUAAAAUAUAGAAUCACAUGGAAAGUUCCAGUGGUCUUCCACAACCUAAGAGGUUAUGAUAGCCAUCUAAUAAUGCAGGAAAUUGGUAAGUUUAAGAUGAACAUCAACGUGGUCCCAAAUAACAUGGAAAAAUACAUUUCCUUCUCACUAGGUAAAAGUCUUGUGUUCAUUGACUCAAUACAAUUCAUGGCUUCUUCCCUGGAGGCACUUGUGAGUAACCUUUCACCUGAAGACUUCAAGAUAGUCGGUCAGCGGUGGCAAGGUGAGGACUUAGAUCUUGUGAGACAAAAAGGUAUAUUCCCUUAUGAAUACCUGGAUGACAUAAGUAAACUUGAUACUGAGGGACUUCCAAGUAAAGACAAAUUCUACUCAUCACUAUAUGAGUCUGAAGUGAAAGAAGAAGAUUACCAGAGAGCUCUAAAAGUCUGGGAUCACUUUAAGAUGAAAACAAUGAGAGACUACCACGAUCUCUACCUGGAGACUGACGUUCUUCUUCUAGCAGAUGUUUUUGAGAAUUUCAGGAGGACUUGUCUGGAAAACUAUAAGCUUGACCCUGCUCACUACAUAUCAGCACCAAGUCUAAGUUGGGACGCAUUCCUAAAACAGUCAGGAGAGGAAAUAGAAUUGGUAAGCGAUAUGGACAUGUUCCAGUUCUUUGAGAAGGGAAUGAGAGGUGGGAUAAGUCAUAUUGCCCACAGACACUCUACAGCAAACAAUAAGUACAUGGAAACGUACGACGAAGAGGCUGAAAACAAGUUCCUUAUGUACCUCGACGCCAACAAUUUAUAUGGCUGGGCAAUGUCUCAACCUCUGCCUAACGGUGAAUUUGAGUGGGUUGAGGAAGUUGAUAAAAUAAACCUAGAUGAUUACCUUGAAGGUGGUGAAAGGAGUAUGGUCCUUGAGGUUGACAUGGAAUAUCCAGAAGAACUUCAUAAUUUACAUAACGGUUAUCCUCUAGCCCCGGAGAGUAAGGAGAUCGACGCGUCAAUGUUGUCAGAUUACGCAAAGAGUAUUGCUGAGAAAUUCCAGCUUACGGUUGGAGGAGUAAGAAAACUGGUGAACUCACUAGGUCCCAGGAAGAACUACGUCCUACAUGCCCGUAACUUGAAACUCUACAUGGAUCUCGGAAUGAAACUCCUAAAGGUCCAUAGAGCAGUCUCCUUCAGGCAGUCAACUUGGCUGAAAAACUAUAUUGACUUCAAUACUCAAAAACGGGCAGUAGCCAAGAAUGCGUUUGAGAAAAACUUCUUCAAACUUAUGAACAAUUCCAUCUACGGAAAGACCAUGGAAAAUUUGAGGAAGAGAGUUGAUGUAAAAUUAGUGUCAUCGGAAAAUGACCUAUUGAAACUUACAGCGUCGCCGUGCUUCCAAUCACAUAGGAUUAUGAAUGAGAACUUAAUUGUGGUAAAGAGAAUGAAGGAAGUUCUAACUCUGAAUAAACCGUGCUAUGUGGGAAUGAGUAUAUUGGACUUGUCUAAGACUCUGAUGUAUGACUUCCAUUACAACACAAUCAAGAAGGAGUACGGGGAUAAGUCGAAGCUUCUAUUCACAGACACUGACAGUCUAAUGUACGAGAUUAAGACUGAUGACGUGUACGAGGACUUCGAGAGGAUUGGCAAAGAGAAGGACUGCUGGGACAACUCAGAUUAUCCGAAAGAUUCUCCAUAUUACUCAGCUCACAAUAAGAAGGUAAUUGGAAAGUUUAAGGACGAAGCUGAAGGAGUACCAGUGAUUGAAUUCGUAGGGUUAAGGUCAAAGAUGUACUCCUAUGUAAAGGAGAGCGGUGGAGGUGGAAUGACAGCAAAAGGUGUGAAAAAGUACGUGAUUAGAAACAAACUCACUCACGAAAACUUUAAGAACGUAAUCAAGACCAAGGGUAGGAUGAGACAUAAGAUGAACACGAUUAGAAGCAUCAAACAUAAAAUCGGAACUUACGAACUGAAGAAAAUUACACUCAGCUGUUUCGAUGAUAAAAGAUACCUACUUGAAGAUGGUGUUACAAGUUACGCGUACGGACAUCACUCAAUAGGAAAAGUAAAUUGUUAAAUAAUGUUGAAAAAAAUAAUGCUGAAAAAUAACAGAAAAAUAACAGAAAAAAAUAAUGCCAAAAAUAAUAGAAAAAAAUAAUGCCAAAAAUAAUAGAAAAAAUAAUACCAAAAAUAAUAGAAAAAUGGUCUAGAAAAAUAUGAGCCCGCGUUUUUGAGGGAAAAAUAUGGAAACCGCUGACCGGAAGUUGGGUUAGAUCGCGGGCCGAAAAAGUGGUCUAGAACCCUCAUUCCCUAUACUACUGGAAGUCCUGAAGGACAUGUAUAAAGUAACAAAUUUAUUGGGAAUUUGAUAUAUAAAUGUAAGCAAAAACCAGAUUUAGGGACCAUUCAUUAUUUAUGACUGGGGGUGGGCUGGCAAAAAAGGGGGUGGGUCAUGAGGUAUUUUUGACCGAAAAAGGGGGGGGGGCACCUAAAAAUAUUGGUUCAAAAGGUGGGUCCAGUUAUUUAUUAUAGUGGAGAAUAAUCCGACAUGUAACAAUUAUUGCUACCACAGGGAGCGAGCAAGGCAGAAAAUCUAAUUCAUGCAUGUAUAGCUGGCAAAAUUCUCAAUUUUAAUCAACAGAUAGACCCAAAAUGCAAUGCACAAAUACCUAAAAUGCAAUGCGUACAGCCAAUAUGAAAAAUAAUCGAACAUCUACCUUAUAACUUUUGCCAUGAACUUGCCAUAAAUUUUUGUCAUAUUUCAAUUAUGUACAUUUUAAUAAAAAAGAUAAUUAACGAGUAAGCGAUGCAGCAACAUUACGUCCAGGGAAGGUUUGGCAUAUACUAUAUACACUAGUUUAUACUAGGUAUUUUAUACAUGGUUUUAUUUAGUAUUAAGGAGUUUGUCGAUUUACCAUGUCACGUGCGAGCCCAAGUCAAAUGUCCGAGUCACCAGCUGUUUAGCGGUCUUUGUAGUUCAUUGACGUAGUACCCUAACCUAUACUCCUGAUCCAGGGCCGCAGCUUGCUAAUAAUCAUUCUUUUUCCAAAACCAUGCAGACCUUUACAUUUAAAUAAUAUAUCUUUAAAAUACUGACAAUUGAUUAAUUUUAAGCGGCUACAUUAUCCAUGAGAAACUGCAAAGAAUGAAGAUAUUUCUCAUACUUUCCUGCAACUUAUCCAAUAUAUAGUUAAUUAAAUACGUAUUUGCCCAGUUAGUGCCACUAAAUUGUAAAUUUUGGCAUACUGAAAUGCUGUUUUCUGACCAUCACAAUUCUGUCAAAUCUUCCCUAAAGUCCCUGAAAUGCAUGCAUUUCAGAGACUCUAAAUUUAAAAUUUCCUCGGGCCUUUGGCCCUCGCUUUCAGCUCUUACAGGACUGUAUUACCCUUUAUAAAUUACCCUUUUCCUUUUUGAGCAACUUUUUAUGACUACACUCUUAGUAGCGAAAAACCCAGUAUGACCCCCAGCUUCAGCCUCUUCGGCACUCUGCAGCUUAAUGGGUUAACCAAAAAAUCUGACUAUGUCUCUACUUGUUGUGGUGGGUUAUUAUUUUUUAGAAUUCAUGUAAAGGGGGUCAUUGAAUAUUUUUGUGAUGCAGGAGGUGGGGCAGGACAUUUUGUUCAGUUGUUAAUUGAAUUUUGCCAGCCCACCCCCGGUCAUAAAUAAUGAAUGGUCCCUUAGGAGUUUAAUUAAAUUAGGCAAAUAACGUAAGUCUGUACUGGGUGUGUGUUCACCUAUUUGUUUACAUUUGCAGUUACAUAAUUGGUUCAUGAUUUAUGAAAUUUGAUAAUCAUUAGUCAUGGCAACGAGUCGCUAAUAAUUUUAGGGUAUUACUAAUAUUUUUUCUGAAAUACUUCAUUUGUCAGUUGUGUCUUAUAGUAUAUAGCCUAACUAGAAAUACAUGCAUGCAGUAACCCCUCGCCAAUAUUUCCACACAUUAAACAUGAAGUAUUCAGAAAUGACCAGCACUGAACGCAGGCUCACGCUCAAGUGUUGCCAUGACAACACGAUAUUCUUAAAUUUUUAUUUUCAUAUAUUUUGUCACAGAAUAGAUACAGGACCAGAAGUGUCACUUAGACGAUAUUUUGUCCGAAAUUUUACGAGUGCUGACGUGAAAAUACGCCAUCAUAUGACGCCAUCCUGGAGUGCACACGGAAGUUUUUCAUAGGAAAACAUAGGUACAAAGUGCCGGGUGCAUCCAGGAUGGCGUUUUCUUUCAGCCAAAACAAAUAGGAGUGACACUUCUGGUCCGGUAUUUAUUCUGUGAUUUUGUACAAGACUGCAAAAUAGUUGACGAAAGAUUCGUACUUUUAACUAUACAACAAUAAAUUUCCGAAAUACAUACUGUAGGUAUAUUAUUUUGCAUUUUGUCAGCUUUGAUUUAAUGUAAAAUUUAACUUGAAACGCUUCCUAAAAUGUUUUGAAAUGUUCAUUCCGGCAAGUAAACCUACAUUUUGCCGAUAAACUGUUUUUACUUAACAAAACAUGAUAAGUUUAAUACAAAUAAAAUAAAAUUGUUAGGUAAUUUGAGUUCAGUCUUCAAAUCAAUUUGUUCGCCUUUACAUUUUAAGAUUUUUUCUCAAAUUAAACGGUAAUUUAUGAAACUUAGAGCUUCUAUAGUUCAUGUUUUUUAUUACGUAAAAAGUUAAAGCAAUAAAAUUCGUAAACAUUUUAAAAAUAUUCAAAGCAAAUUUGCCGUAGAUUUCCCGAUUUCCCGUAGUAAACCAAUUCUUCUCAUUUCUUCAAACAAAAUUGCUUCAAGCUUGUUGUAUAUGAAACGAUUUUCCAAAUAUAUGUCUUUUAAAAUUGAAAUCUUGCUUGCCAUAUUUUUGAGAUAAGUGAGGAUGACCACCCACUCAAGAUCGUCGUUCGUUGGUCAGCGCCCGCGAUGAUUGAUGAACUUUAGACUUCGCUAAUGCUUUCGUGUCUCCGGGUGUAAAUAGCCUGGGGGAAUUAGUACCCUCGCACGGCGCGUCGCGCCGUGGGGAUAAAUAUCUUGGGAAAAAAGAUGUAAUUGUAUCAUGUCUAAUAGCUUUGGUUCAAUACAAUUGGCAACAUCAGCAACUGGGCUGUCUUAGAAUUCAUGGAAGAUCUUUGCUACAAUCCCAAGAAAGCAUGCCUUGUACCAGGAGAUUAACUGAUUCUCUACUUCAACCAGAUUAACCACACAAAUGUUAUUGUCGUACCAUUGUGACUGCUACCCUUUUUACAAAUAAUACACUCAUAAUUUCCAUGAUGAUGUUCAAUUAUUCCACUUACUGAGAAUACAAUAAUUACUUCUUCCCAUAAAAAUUAUUUUGGAUUUUAUUGAAGUAUUAUUAUUCACAGCCGGUCUGGAAAAGUAGGACUAAUAUCGUGUGUUUUGAUGCAUCAUACUUUUCUCAGUAAUGUCACUCUGUAAUUUAUGUCAGUAAUUUCCUAGGAAAAUUAAAAAUCUAUUCAGUCCUAUCUACUAUGCAGAGUUUUAUUUAAUAUAUUGAGGAGGUAGGGCUUAACAGAGAGAUACAGAGGCUUAAUAAAUAUGGUUACACUGAAUAUUAUCAGUAAGUAAAUUUCAUUUUUUACAUCCCGAAACAAAAGAUCGCCAUGUUGUGCAUGAAUUAUAUGUCACUUUCACUUGUCACAGAGUGAACAUACCAAAUUCAAACAAACAUUCACUGGCUGUUUCUAGAUGAAAUAAUCAACAGAUUUUUUGUGCAAAUAAUAUAAUUCAUGAGGGGAAAAAAUGAAUAUUUUUGUGUGCACUUAGUUUCAAGACCAGCUAGGGGAAGCCUCGCAUUGCCUCGGAAGGUCAUCUCCAAUUGGAUGGAGGGGGGGAGUUCUAAAGAACGAAGCAAUUCAUUGUUGUAAACACAAAUUAAAAGAAAUUGUCAAAUCGAGCCAAUGAAAAUCACUCUUCCGAACUACUGCGAGACUAUCCCCAGCUAGCGGGGUUGAAACCAAUUUUCCCAGUUAUGAUUGGAGCUGGUGAGAACAUACCUUACUUUUGAACACAAAAUGACAUGGGACUUCAUCUAGGUGGCAAUAUAUUGGCAUUCACCCAGACCAUGGCAAUAUCACACAAUAUACAAGAAUGUACCCAUGCAGGUUCUGCCUUCUUACCAGCACAAUUGAUCAAGUCAUACACAUUCGUUACUGCCAAUCUCUUUAUUAUUUAUGUCGCAUUACAAUUGGUAUGUACAAUAUAUUUUCAUUAUCAGUAUCAUUACAACUUGUGCAUCACCUGCAGUAUCAUCACAACUUGUAUUUCACUAGCAUCUUCAUUAUUAUCACCAUUGUAAUUUUAUUUAUAGUCAAUCACAAUGAAUCAAAAAUUUCCUAUCACACUACUCAUAUUACGUACUUAAUUGCCCAAGGUUAAGGCCAUUUCACAGCACUCCAGGAUCUGAAAACCUGCAACCACCUUUUGGAUCUUAUUCUAAAACAGAAACAAACGACAAAUGUCUUACUGGAAUAUCAUUUCCAUAAAAUGACUGUCAUUUGAAAUCACAUUCUGCUGUACUAGUAACAGCACAACUGCUCAACGUCACAACUAAGGUAAAUAAUAGGGAUGUAGUAGGCCUAAGUUAAUAUUGAUUACUGGUAAUUGUCAGAUUACUGAUUAUUGGUUAUUGGAUGAGUCAGAGACCAAUGGUUGGAAUGAGGGCAGUUAAUUUGUAAUUCUUGCAUGUAUUCAUUUAUUAACUUUUGACUACUGUACCCACCGGGCACACAGCGUUGUUUCAACGUUGAAAUUUGGUAGAAAAAAGGUUGCGACGUCGGCAACCUAAUAUCUACGUUGCUCUGACGUUGUUUUGAAAACAUUGGUUCAACAGCAGCCAACAGACGUUGAAUCAACGUUCAUUCAUGGUUAAAUGGACGACGUCGAUUUGUGAAGUAAUCUCAACGUUGUUUCAACGUUGAUUCAACGUUGAAUUAUGGUUGACGAGAUUGGCAACCUAAUUUCAACGUUGUUUCAACGUCGAAACAGUAACAUCGAUCCAAUUUGUCAACCCCUUUUCAACGUCUAUCCAACGUCUGGAAGGUCAUUUCCAACGUUGAUUCAACGUUGAAUAAACGUCAUUUGCCCGCUGGGUAAUAAUCAGCCAGUUAAUAAGUGUUAGAUGAGUUGUGAUUUGUAUUAUUUUAUUUCAUUUCUCUGCGCGAGGUAGGGAAUCGUUUACAAUCAAUCUCUAAUGACUAUCAGUUCUUAAUGUUCGUCUUCGUGGAGUAGUUUUCUAAGUUCACUUCAGCCUUGAGCAGGUUUUCACCGUUCGUGAUAUGUUCGUUAAUUUCUUCGUCGUUCGUUUGUUUUGUUUUGAGUUUCUGCAGCUUUUCAUCAGUUAAGCUUUAUUCAGCAUACGUCCACUGACGACUUUCGAUUGUGCACGUCCUUUUAUACUAACGGUUGAGGGAAUCUCUGUACACGUGAUCUAACAGUGGUAUGAUCUGUAUCCAGCCAAUCAACGUUGAGCUAUGGAAGAGUUGGUUGGCUUUGCUAGCUCGUUCCAGCCAUCAAUUAUGUUUAUUUAAGGCGUUGUCACACUUGUCGAGUCGGUUCGCUAACUUCGCUGUUAAAUCGAUCAAUGCCAAAACAGGUUCACAACUUUAAAUACUUAUGCAGGUCUUAUAGUAAAAACUUCGAACUAUACCUAUGUGAACAUAACUUUACCUACAAGACUUAUUUACUCGUAAUUUUAUUGAACUAAGAUUCUGAUGACGUAAUAUUUUAAUUUCAUGACCGAGUGUUAUAGCUUGGGAUGACUCAUAUUUUACACCUGAAUCUGUCCACGUGAAAAGGUCAAUGUUCAUGAGACCCAAUUAAGGCAGCUGCCCUGUUUAAACAGAUCUGCUCACAAGACAAACUAUAGGAAACAGGUCAAUCAAAACAUGCAUGACAUUUUCACAUACACAACGGCAGCUAGUCUAACAAACUGCCAUAGCUUAAUGGAAGAAAUAAUUAAUGUUUUCCGAAGAACCGAAAUAUUUACAUUACUUUGAUUUGUGGCAAAAUAUCCAUUAUCUCUUCUCAUUAUGCUUAAAGUAAUAUUUGCUUGAACAAACAUUUCACCUGCUCUCAAGCAAAUAUUUUGUGUGUUUUUUUAUUUUUACCCUAAAAUUCUAUGUAUAAGAAAUAAUUUUUCGUAACAUAAGUAUUUUACUGAGUGUAGAGAUUGACGAUUUUACAUGUCAAAGAGAAUUCCACUUAUGAAAGACUGAAUAUUUUCUGAGCAAGCUGAAACAGAGGAUUUUGAUUUUAGUGAAGGAUGCAGAUUUAAUCUGAUUUAUAACAAAAAAUAUAUCAGGCAUGAAGGAGAGUUUAUAUCUAAAAGCGAAAGAUGGAGGAUUAAUGAAACGAAGAAAACUAAUUAUACAAACAGAGAGCCACGAAUCUGCUGGAAUUUAGGACUAUAGUUUAUAAACUGAUAAAUAUAUGAGAAUAUAAUUUUUAUAUAUUAAAUAUGCAUCAUAAAAUCGUACCUCGAAUAUACUGCAUUCGAUCUUUAUAGCAUUCAAAAUCCAUAUGGCUUCAAAGUUUACAAUUUCCAUCAAAAUAAAAACAAGCUUAAAAUCUGCUGCCUGUUGUUUUAACAUAUGAAUUUUAAAACACUUGUUAUACAUUUGUUCUGUCCCAUCCCCCGGUUCUAUAGUAGUUACGCAAUUUCGCGCCAUUUUGCUCGUUAUCGAGCUGUCAUUGGCUCCAGUUUCACUCACGGGGGGGGGGGCGUACAUUUUUAUAGGUCGUUUUUGUAAUGUCGCUCAUUCGAGCACACUUUUUUCACCUCUACUUGUUUAAGUUUUAUAUCUAAAUAAACGUAAAUACAGUUGGUUACACUGCUUCAACUGCUGAUGAAGGGCACCAAAUGUUUUACGAGGUCAGAAGGAUUAGAACAGUGUAAAAAGUGUAUCGCACAGCGUAAAAAUACGACGAAAUCGAGGGGUUUUGCGAAGCUAUAUCGUGGCGUCAAAUUGGGGAAAUAAUGUCUCGUAGUAUGGUUUCUAUCGCUACAAACGACAAUCUGGCCGUAACAGGCGCCGAAAUUGAAGAACAAAAUAAAGAUAUACAACCUUCUGAUACGCCCAAGGUUGUAAAAACCGAGUAUAAAAACCGAGUAAAACCGAGUAAACCGAGUAUGCCCAAGUAUAAAAACCGUGCAAACUAG
Molecule: messenger RNA, 11572 nt
Organism: Paramuricea clavata
Lineage: Eukaryota; Metazoa; Cnidaria; Anthozoa; Malacalcyonacea; Plexauridae
Source: the annotation of a GenBank genome assembly